GUGUAACUACUUCUGAUAUUGAUAACGAACUAUGUUACAAGAGGGGAUUUAUAUACCUGAUUUAAAUAUCUCUAUCAAAACCAGUACACUAAACCGGGGAAAAACGUCUUUGGUUAACGGUUCCCUAAUCCCCUCGAAUUCAAUUUGGUGGUUAAGCUUUGUGUCAAGCUGAAAGUUAGUCUUAAAAGACAAGAAACUAGGGUUCUUGAUGGUCGAGGGAAACUAGUAUACAACAACAAGCAGGAAUUUGGAUUCUAGGCUCAUGAAAAAUAACUUGUGCUGUGGAAAACAAGUACUAACGGUCGAGGGAGCACAAAAAGUGUAUAAUUGCAGAUCUCUUUUAAAAGAAAUCGAAGCGGCAGAAUCUUGGCUUCAUAACCGACCUGGUUCUAUUGAAUAUGAAUCUGGUUCUUCUGAUGAAGAGUCUGAGGAAUCCAAACCUCUUGAAGAAUCAAAGAAAGAAGAGCAUUUCAAGAAGCCGGCUAAAACCAGUGUUGUGAGCAAGCCUUCUGGUUCUAAGACAACCACCAAACCGAGUCACGAGAGUACUAAGCCCUUUUGUCAAGAGUUCGUUUCUUUUGUUAAGGCUGAGAAUCCGAAUUGUUUUGGUAUUGAUGAAGCCAAGUGGAUUGCAAGCUGGGGGAAGGUCAAAGAUGGACCAAAGAAGCGAGAGAUGGAAAACACAUUGACGAAGAUGAUGGCUAAGCAAGCGGAGCUUUGUAUGAUGAGGAUUUUAUUUGUGGGUGACAUACUGACAUAG
Messenger RNA from Arabidopsis thaliana (thale cress), 760 nucleotides. RefSeq lists its product as uncharacterized. NCBI's taxonomy places the organism in Eukaryota, Viridiplantae, Streptophyta, Magnoliopsida, Brassicales, Brassicaceae. The transcript is spliced from 2 exons. The record is from RefSeq and is marked reviewed. The coding region runs from base 263 to 760 and encodes 165 amino acids.